AUGGGUUGUAACGCUGUGUGCACCCUUGCUUUUGCACACAAACUACAUCAGACCUAUACAGUGCCACAGUGCGUGCUACGUAGAGCAAUAUUAGCAACAGGACACACAGGGACUUUUGGUUAAGUUCAAGCUUUGGACAAUGGGAUUGCUCAUGAACCCUGAUUGCUCUUACACCCAACAUCUUCUGGCAACUCCAGGGCACUACUAACAAAGUGUGUGUUACGGGUAAAGUGUGUGUGUGUCAGAAUACGGAAGACAGGGUUCAAAUC
Geodia barretti is the source of this 269-nucleotide messenger RNA. The record is from the annotation of a GenBank genome assembly. NCBI's taxonomy places the organism in Eukaryota, Metazoa, Porifera, Demospongiae, Tetractinellida, Geodiidae.